AGCCUGGGGCAAGAUCCCCACCAAGGACAAACACUGAUGGCCGAGGCAGGAGCUCAGAGCGAGCGAGCAGCGCCGAGGGCCGGCACGGAAGAGGAAAAGCCGCCUACGGGCAGCCAAGGGCCGGUGACCGCGGGAAGAGGAAAACCCGCGGGCGGCCCCUCGCUGUCUUUCCGGUUCAGUUUUCACUUUCUGUUUUUUUCCCCGCCGCUCCCGCCCCUCGUCCCCUCCUUCCCUCCCUCUUCUCCCGCCCGCCCCGUCCUUCCACUUCCUGGGGCCGGCGGAUGGCGGCGGCCGCCCCGCACCGCCUCAUGCCGCCGGCCCGGUAGCGGGGCCGCGCCGGGGGCCGGGCGGGGCGGCCAUGAGGGCGGCCUGAGGGACGGUCCCGAGCGAGCCCCGGCCAUGGGCGAGAGGCGGCGCGGGGAGAGCGGCGAGCCGGGCACGGGUUUUCCGGCGGAAUCUGAGGAGCUGUUGGAGCGGGCGGUGGAGCUGCUGCGGAGCUGCUGCCGCGAUUCCGGCUCCCAGCAGGGAUUCCGCUACAGCCAGGCCAUCCUGGUGGAGAACGAGCUCUUCCGGAGCGAGCUGCGAGCCUUUGCCCGUGCCAAGGCGGCGGCCGGGUACAGCCCCGAGGAGCUGCGAGAGAGCUUCGCCUUCCUCCUGUUCGAGCGCGAGGACGAGGUACCGGAAUAACAACAACGGGAACAACAACAGCGGGAAUAACAAUGGGAACAACAGCAGGAACAACAACAGCGGGAAUAACAGUGGGAAUAACAACGGGAACAACAACAACGGGAAUAACAACAGUGGGAAUAACAACGGGAAUAACAAUGGGAACAACAGCAGGAACAACAACAGCGGGAAUAACAGAGGGAAUAACAGCGGGAAUAAGAGCAGGAACAACAACGGGAAUAACAGAGGGAAUAACAGAGGGAAUAACAGUGGGAACAACAGCAGGAAUAACAGCGGGAAUAACAGCGGGAAUAACAGCGGGAAUAACAGCGGGAAUAACAACAGCGGAAAUAACAGCGGGAAUAACAACAGCGGGAAUAACAGAGGGAACAACAGUGGGAAUAACAGCGGGAAUAAGUGGGAAUAACAGCGGGAACAACAGCAGGAAUAACAGUGGGAAUAACAGAGGGAAUAACAGUGGGAAUAACAGUGGGAACAACAGCAGGAAUAACAGAGGGAACAACAAUGGGAAUAACAAUGGGAACAACAGCAGGAACAACAACAGCGGGAAUAAUAGUGGGAAUAACAGUGGGAAUAACAGCAGGAAUAAC
Molecule: messenger RNA, 1277 nt
Organism: Parus major (Great Tit)
Lineage: Eukaryota; Metazoa; Chordata; Aves; Passeriformes; Paridae
Gene: TASOR2
Product: transcription activation suppressor family member 2
Exons: 3
Coding region: 37-687 (216 amino acids)
Biological process (GO): negative regulation of gene expression, epigenetic
Cellular component (GO): nucleoplasm
Source: RefSeq, a predicted model, not a curated record